AGAACUGUUCAGUAUGUCAGCCAUUGUUGAUUUUAGUGGAAAAUGGUAAAUCGCAGUUCCUGGUUUUAUCAAAUUUGUAAUAAUAAAUGACGGAGACGAAUGAAGAAGAAAUAAACCAAGUUUUUAACGUUGAAACUAUGCACACUAUGUCAGAACUUGGUACAAGUGUACCGGCUUUUCUUGGCAAAUUAUGGAAGCUUGUCGAGGAUCCCGAAACCGACGACCUUAUUUGUUGGGCUCCAAAUGGAAGGAGCUUUUUCAUCAGAAAUCAAGCCCAGUUUGCCAGAGAACUUCUUCCUCAUUAUUACAAACAUAAUAAUAUGGCCAGUUUUGUGAGACAAUUAAAUAUGUACGGAUUUCACAAGAAAGUUUCAGUCGAAUUAGGUGGCUUGAAAUGUGACCGAGAUGAAAUGGAAUUUGCCCAUCAAUAUUUCUGCAAAGGACAUGCGUAUUUAUUAGAUCACAUUAAAAGAAAGAUCGCAACAUCGAAAAUUCAAGAUGCCUCACAAGCGCCAAUAAAACCAGAACUAAUGACAAAGAUGUUGACGGAAGUGAGAAGUAUGAGAGGACGUCAGGAGCAUUUAGAUUCAAAACUCGGAGCAAUGAAGCGAGAGAAUGAGGCUCUUUGGAGGGAACUUGCAGUUCUGCGUCAAAAACACUUGAAGCAACAGCAAAUUGUCAGUAAAUUGAUUCAUUUUCUCGUGACACUUGUCCAGCCAUCGAGAGGCGGUGGUCUUUCUGUUAAGAGGCGGUAUCCACUUAUGAUUGAUGAUUCUAAUAGACAGCGUAGCAAGCAAAGUAAACUUAAUAGGGCUCAAGCAUCACCGGCUGGACCAGUUAUUCAUGAACUAGAUCCUUCGGAUCAUGAUUUAGACUCGCAAUAUAUUGUCGAUGAAAUAUUAGAAAAUCAAUUGGAUCCAACAAUGCAGAAUUCGGAGUAUUCAAGUCAACCGAUUGUCGAUGAGGAUGCAUCGGAAGUUUUAAAUUUAGUAGAAUCAGUGGACAUGCCCGAAAAUAUUGAAUAUAUUCCUCAAGAGGAAGGCGAUUCAAAAAAGAAGAAGUCCAAAGGCAAAAAGAAGAGGAAAAACAACGUGCCUAUCAAAAUUCUUAUACCAUCAACAAAGAAGGGAGAGGAAUCCAGGGAGGAAACAAUAAUGCUGGAAAUUCCCGAAGAGGAAGAGGAAGAUGAUCCGAGACCAUUUGAAAAUAAAUCAAAAUCAAUACCACUCGCGACUGUUCGAAGUUCAAAACUUGCAGCGAUGGCAGCUAAUCUCAAUUCCGAUCCAGAAGUAGAUGCAGAAACUGAAUUAAAUAAUGCAUUGUGUGGUGAUAUCGAUGAUUUGGAAGCAGACGAUGUACAAAUUGUUCACGUUCCUGAUAUGCAACUUGACGAUAUUUUGAUUAUUCCCGAAAUGUUAAAUGAAAAUAACAUAAAGAACAAUGAAAAUAAUGCUCUUAAUAGUAUUCUAAACAGUAAGAAUGCAAAUAAUACUGAGGAUGGGAAUAAUACGAAUUUUAACGUAUUAUCGCCGAAGGAACAGCAAUUAAUUGUUGGCAAUAAAGAUAGUAGUGCUGGUUUAGAAUUGGAAAAGAAUAAUGCACAAAAUGGUGCGAGCACAAGUACAUCCUCAGAUAAUUUGUCACUCAGUUGCAUUAAUACUCCAGAGCCAGAUGGAAUGUGCAGGUUAGGCUCAUUACCGGAACAAGUGGAUAAUCAUUUGGAUAACGUACAGAGUGAAUUGGACAAUUUACGAGACAUUUUACGAGGAGAAGGUUACAGUAUUGAUGCUAAUACAUUACUUGGGCUAUUUGGAAACGAAGAUCCGAUGUCAUAUGGAAUUCCAAUGAAUCCUGAUUUAAAUCCUAACGUAAAUCGUGAUAAGGAAGAUGAACUCAAUAGUAGGAAUACAAAUAAUGGAAAUAGAGGGGAACUUAUGGCUUAUAAUCCUUCAACUUUACUUGAUUUCGAUGAUGUUUUUAUGAAUGAAAAUGGAUCACAAGAAGGUUUUAAUACAGAAUCUGAAAAUUUCAACACCGAUCCAUUGGAAUUGGAAAGUAAGAAUGCCAUUCUUGAUUCACUCAUCUCGGCUAAUAAUAAUAAUCAGGCAUCGAAAUAAAAAAAAAAAUAUCUUUUUAUCGUGAAUUAUGCUAGCUGAUUUUGUGAUUUAUCAAUAAUUAUUCCUUGGUAAACAAAUUAUUUAAUACCAACUUAUUUAUACUUUAAGACUUUUUCUUAAAAAAAAACAAACUAUAAUUUGGAAUUUUAAUUUUCUCUUAGUUUUAUUUU
This is a messenger RNA of Leptopilina heterotoma, 2287 nucleotides long. It is a transcript of the gene Hsf, whose product is annotated as heat shock factor protein. Gene Ontology annotation, biological process: regulation of DNA-templated transcription. The transcript has 12 exons. The record is from RefSeq and is a predicted model, not a curated record. Lineage: Eukaryota; Metazoa; Arthropoda; Insecta; Hymenoptera; Figitidae. Bases 87 to 2117 code for a protein of 676 amino acids. Gene Ontology annotation, molecular function: DNA-binding transcription factor activity; sequence-specific DNA binding.